This is a messenger RNA of Clarias gariepinus (North African catfish), 1574 nucleotides long. RefSeq names its product serine and arginine rich splicing factor 9 (gene srsf9). The transcript has 5 exons. NCBI's taxonomy places the organism in Eukaryota, Metazoa, Chordata, Actinopteri, Siluriformes, Clariidae. Gene Ontology annotation, molecular function: mRNA binding. Gene Ontology annotation, cellular component: nucleus; cytoplasm; ribonucleoprotein complex. The record is from RefSeq and is a predicted model, not a curated record. Bases 334 to 1053 code for a protein of 239 amino acids.
AAGCUAGCAGCUUUGUCCCAACAAAGAGACCUGUUAGCCGCUUAGCACGCAGACGGACGCUGGGAAGUCUUUAACACGCCGCUGACCGACACUUCUUUUCAGUAAACACGGUUUUUGGUUUUAGACUCUGGUGAAGUCUUGAAGAGGUCCUACGGUCUGUUACUUGGGCUCAACAUGCACUUCUGCCGCUGCUCUUAUCAGAGUUUAGAGUUUUAAAUAAGCCAUUUUUUAAGGAGGACGGACUUGAGCCGGGAUUGUCGUUCAAAGCCAUUCUGUGGAACCCUGUAUCUCCUCGAAGGCUGCAGGUCCAUCGAGCGUACAUUUAUAUAAACCAUGGCGGACGGGAGGAUCUAUGUGGGGAACCUUCCCAUGGAUGUGCAGGAGAGGGACAUUGAGGAUCUCUUCUUCAAAUAUGGCAAAAUUCGGGAUAUCGAGCUGAAGAACAACCGCGGCACCAUCCCCUUUGCCUUUGUUCGUUUUGAGGACCCACGGGAUGCGGAGGACGCUGUCUAUGGAAGGAACGGAUAUGGAUUUGGAGACUGUAAGCUGCGUGUGGAAUAUCCUCGCUCCUCAGGAUCCAAAUUUGGCGGAUCAGGCGGAGGACCAAGGGGAAGGUUCGGCCCUCCGUCACGUAGAUCCGAGUUUCGGGUUUUAGUUACGGGCCUUCCUCCCACUGGAAGUUGGCAAGAUCUUAAAGACCACAUGAGAGAGGCAGGAGACGUAUGUUUUGCUGAUGUGCAGCGUGACGGUGAAGGAGUGGUGGAAUUUCUUAGACGGGAAGACAUGGAGUAUGCCCUACGUCGACUAGAUGGCACAGAGUUCAGAUCCCAUCAGGGUGAGACAGCAUACAUAAGAGUACUGGAGGAGCGCGGUGCGAGCUGGGGUCGCUCACGUUCCCGUUCCAGGUCUCGUGGACGGUACAGUCCUCCAUACCAAAGCCGAGGCUCUCCUCCCCGUUACCGAUCCCCUCCACGCCACAUGGCUCGUCUCAGCCCUCCCUCACGAAGACCACCGCCUCAGCACCACAGCCCACCGCCACGCCACUAUCGGUAAACAGCCAAAUGAGUUCAACCUGCUUAAAACCCACUCAUCCUUCAUGUCCAAUCUUUUAAAAAUUUUUCCCCCUGGACUUUUUUUUUUUUUCUAUUUUGUAAUUGACAUUCCACAAUCAAGACCAUUCCUGGAAACCUUUAGUCUCUAUUCACGAGUGUCAAAAUGGUCUCGAAAGAUGGAAAUGUUCCUCUUUUGGCCAUUAAUAACUGGGUAAUUCAGUAAAACUGCCAAGAAGAGAUAUUUUUCUCAUCAUGUAGGGCAGACUUCUUGAUUAAAUCAUUUGUCCAUCUUGGUUGUUCUUGUAGCAAAAAAAAAGGCUGUUCUUACAGAAGUUCCGCUAAUCUGUUUAAUCUUCUAAAUCGUUUCUUUUAAAUAAAGUGAAAAGGUUUGUUUAUUUACUUAUGUACACCCUCCUGUCAUUUUUGUAUCAUGUUAGAGAUGUGUGAAAUGUGUGCUUGGUAUAUAUAUUUUUUUCUUUAUUUCUCCAAUUAAACAUUUGAAUCAUGGUGGUGUUCUCCCAA